AAAUGAAAAUCUGUCAAUUUUCUUCAUCAUCAAAACGAAAAGAAAAAUAUUUUUUAAUCCACCUUUCGGUUUAUUUUCUUUUGUACUAAAAUGAAUAUUGUCUCAUAAGAAAAUGUCUUACAAAUAAAAACAAACAAAUAAAUUCAACUCCAAAUCACUCUCAAAUAAAUUAAUCCCAUUUAAAUUAAGUUUGCUAUUCACCAUCGUCGUCUUGGUCAUCGUCGUUGCCGUGAUAAUAAAUUAUUAAAAAUUGGUGAAAAGUAAAUCCAUCCGAAUUGGGUUGGUAAUUGCCGGAGAAGAGUUUAUGGCGGUGGUGUUUUGCGGUGGUGCUAUUGCUAUUUGCUAUCAUCAUCCACAGCAUAAACAGCAACUCUAUAGACACCAGCAAACGUCGAAGUCGAAGCAGUCUCUGCUCUAAUCACCUUUUUCGAUCUUUCCCAAUUGAAUAGGUCUGCAUUCUCAAAUAAAUAUAAAGAGAACAGAAACACAAAAAUUCCAAUGAGAUGAAGUGAAAAAAAAAGAAUUUUUAUAUAAACAAUUGCAAAAUAGUAAUUUUAAGAUAAGGGAACUGUAAUAUUAAAAAAAUAAGUUUGCAAAAACAAAUAGAAUAGAAUGUCGUCCGCAUUGGAUAUACAAAUAUCUAAUCCACCUAAUUUGGAGAAGAUUGAGAACUUCCUCAAGGACUCCACAUACAGGGAAACGAUAGAAGUUAGUGCUAACUUCAAUACUAGAUUAUGCAUCGAACGGAGACUGCGGCUGCCAUUUCUUGAUCCGCAAACGGGCGUCGCACAAAAUCAUUCCAAUUUGUUUAUGGACAAAAGGCAACGAAUGCCCGGCUUCCGGCAGGGACAGAUAUACACGUAUCCAGCGGCGAGGUGGCGCAAGAGCCGUCGACAGUACUUGAGUAAAAUGUACAGAUUUCCCGAUCGACCCUUUCAAGCACUGCGUAAGGAAGAGUCAGUUAGCUUAGUGAUUCCUGCAGCAGGAGUUGCAGCAGCUGCCGCAGCGGCAGCAGUUAGUAUUCCUCUACCUCCAACGAUUCCAACCGAACCGGAAUUCAAUGGAGCAUUGCUGGAAGAAUCAUCAUCACUUGGUGGAGCUGGUGAUACAUCCGAUAGCAAAGACAGCCAGCAACAUCUCAAAGAAGAACUACCUAAAGAAUGGUUCUACGAUGAUAUGGAUAUCAAUGAAAUCGAUUCACUGGAAGAGCCAAAGUCUCCAGCUGACGACGAAUACGACUAUGACCCACGUUACGGUAAUAAAAAACGAAGAAAGCGACGACCGGGUAAAAAAUCCCUGGGAACCCCAACAGAAACAAGUCGAAAGAGUCGAUCGAGUGGAACUGGAGCGGGUGCAAGUGGCAGUCGUGGUGGCCGAGGUCGACGCAAGACGCCCAAAGACGCUACAAGCCGUCUUUUAGAUCCUCCCAGCCCCGGAAUAGGUACAGAGCCGCCAUCGUUUGAAACAGCUGCGGCAGCGGUAGGAGAUAUUGCCGCCGACGAUCACGGCGAUCUGCGCAACUACCGAAAGUACCUGUGAAAUCUUCCCGGCGAGCACUUCGAACAAAUCGAAUUCGUCAUUGUGCUUUUUAUUUAAUAAUAAUUUCUUCUUUUAAUUAUUUUUCUUUUUUAAUUUUGUUUCUUAUAGAUUUUUUCUUUUUAAUUAUAUCUAAAUAAUCAAAUUAUUUUAUUGCGGUUCCUCAGUAAAAACAUUAGUCCUUCCGAAUCAUGUCCGCACUAAGAAAAUAAACAAAACAAAACAAAAAAAA
Messenger RNA from Eupeodes corollae, 1768 nucleotides. Its product is annotated as zinc finger protein ubi-d4 A. The record is from RefSeq and is a predicted model, not a curated record. Bases 613 to 1539 code for a protein of 308 amino acids. NCBI's taxonomy places the organism in Eukaryota, Metazoa, Arthropoda, Insecta, Diptera, Syrphidae. The transcript is spliced from 2 exons.